GAGGCUGGAGCUGGGUAGACGCCGGAUUCCAAUUUGACGACUUCUUUCUGGUUCCGAAUCCAAUUUCUCUGCUCGUGGAAAAUUUAGCUUAGAAGAAGGAGAUGGGUACGGUGGAACCCAGUUUGGAAGAAUUUUUUGAGCAAAAGAAGCGAAUCAGGAACCCUCUUGUUCCAGUCGGUGCUCUUAUGACUGCAGGGGUGCUUACUGCUGGAUUAAUCAGUUUUAGGUGAGGCAAUUCCCAUUUGGGUCAGAUGUUAACGAGAGCUAGGGUGGUUGUUCAGGCGGCUACAGUUGCAUUUAUGGUUGGCACAGCAUGCUACUACAGUGGAAAUCCCUGGAAAUCGGGUUAGAUUCUAUAACUUGCUUCCAGUUUUUCAAAGUUUGAUGUAGUUCUUACCUGAAAAGCAUACCACAAAUAGGGGAACAAUAUUCCUCGUUGGAAAACUUUUUUCCUGCAACCAAACAAAUUUUUAGAUUAAUU
This is a messenger RNA of Rubroshorea leprosula, 481 nucleotides long. The record is from the annotation of a GenBank genome assembly. NCBI's taxonomy places the organism in Eukaryota, Viridiplantae, Streptophyta, Magnoliopsida, Malvales, Dipterocarpaceae.